CCGCUCUUUUAAACUUUGACCACCUUUUCUCAAUCUGCUUCAACUCGUCUUCGUCAAGUGUCAGCGAGUGUCAGAUUUGAUCAUGACUGAAGAAGGCUUUGACGUGGCAGUGGUGGGCUCCUGCAUGACUGACUUGGUGAGUCAGGCUCCAAGGCUACCCAAGGCGGGCGAAACCAUCCAUGGCCACAGGUUCUUCACUGGCUUUGGAGGAAAAGGGGCCAACCAGUGCAUACAGGCCGCCAAGCUAGGUGCCAGGACUGCCAUGGUCGGCAAGGUUGGCAAAGAUUUCUUUGGAGACAGCUACAUCCAGAAUUUCAAGGACAACGGUGUUAACACAGCGUGUGUGUUCCAGGCCCCAGACGUUGCCACGGGAGCAGCUUCCAUUGUAGUGAAUGAUGCAGGUGAGAACGCCAUCGUGAUCGUGGCCGGGGCUAACCUGCUGCUGGGCGCGGCCGAGCUGCAGGCCUCCCUGCCGGCCCUGAGCCGCACCACGGUGCUGCUCUGCCAGCUGGAAAUCCGCCCCGAGUGCUCCCUGCAGGCCCUGCGCACGGCACGACAACACAACGUGAAGACAAUAUUCAACCCAGCACCAGCCGUUCCAGACUUGGACCCUGAUUUCUACACACUCUCAGAUGUUCUCUGCUGCAAUGAGUCUGAGGCAGAGCUGCUCACCGGGUCCCCGGUCGCCACGGUGGAGGACGCCCGGCGGGCGAGCGGGGAGCUCCUGGGCCGCGGCUGUGGGGCGGUGCUCCUCACCAUGGGGGCCCAGGGCUGUGUGGUGCUCGAGGCCAAGGGCGCCGCCACGCAUCACGUCCCGGCGCCGGCGGUCACGGCGGUGGACACCACGGGUGCUGGUGAUAGCUUCCUCGGUGCGUUGGCGUUCUACAUGGCUCACUACCCCGCUCUACCUCUGGAGGAGAUGGCCAGGAGAGCCAACCACGUAGCGGGAGUGAGUGUACAGGCGGUCGGCACACAAGCGUCUUACCCUUCCAGGACGGACCUGCCCGCGGAGCUGUUCUAAGAGCCAGCAUCUAUCAGAACCUCAUGUGACAAAAUCAAAUGUAAUACAUUCUAUGACGUGUAAUAUACACUUCAUUACAGUUAACCAUUAUUCUCUAGAGAUCAAUGGAAUAUAUUUGCACAAUUUAGAUUUAAAUACUAAAUUGUCUCGUGUUUAAAUCAUUAAACGAAAACAUGUCAAUCUGACCACACCAUGACGACAACCUUGAUUAUUUUGAAAGUUUGUAAAUAUCAAGCACCUUCAUGGUCCGUAUUCAAACAAUUUCAUAUUUAAUAAAAAACACUGAAUAAACAGACGUGCAUUAUUUUAACAUAUUGCCUGGAAAAACAGUUUUCAUUCUGAACACAAAUUUUACAGUUCUUUCAUAAACAGUUCAUCAGAAGAGUAUGGAAAGAGGGGGUAGAACACAAUGUGUAAUGAUGUCUUGACAGACGGAGCAUUUGAGUGGUUGGACAUAUUGUAUUGGUUUCUUAGACUAAUAACAUAACAGAAUGUUGCCCUACUUGGCCCCAUAUUCUGGGUUGCUGCCGUCAUCAACAUGGAUUGUGUAAUGUGCAUGAAAUCAUCCAGUUCGUGGGAAAACAUCCGAGGGUGUCAUUGAAGGGCAUAUUGUCAAAGUUGUAUGUUGUCCACCUCCAACGGUGUGCUCCUUUUGAUGUCCAUGUUGUGAUGCAACUUUAAAUUGACCUUAUUUUCCUCUUUUCAAAAAAUAGAACGUGUUUGUUUACUGCAAAGACAUAAAGGAAAUGACAAUUAGACAUUCAACAGCAAAAUAAGAGCCUGUAAUUGUGCCAAAACGUUUCUAGUCUACACGUGACAAUAUUGGGCAGGGAAAUUAUAGGAAGAUUAACAUUUAAGACGACUUUUAGGGUAUUUGUGUGGUCUCUGAAUAGUUGUGGAACCAGGUCUGAAAGCGACAUUAUCGAUGUUCAAUGGUGGCAUGCAUCUUAGUCACAUUGUAUGGUCACUUAUUGGAUCAAAUCUGAUGGAUACUUCAGUUCCAUAAUAAACAUUUAUUAAUACAAUUAUUGAAGAAAAUAAACAUGGGUUAAUGCUGA
Gadus chalcogrammus (walleye pollock) is the source of this 2079-nucleotide messenger RNA. It is a transcript of the gene rbks, whose product is annotated as ribokinase. The record is from RefSeq and is a predicted model, not a curated record. The transcript is spliced from 9 exons. Lineage: Eukaryota; Metazoa; Chordata; Actinopteri; Gadiformes; Gadidae. Gene Ontology annotation, molecular function: ribokinase activity. Gene Ontology annotation, biological process: D-ribose metabolic process. Bases 83 to 1021 code for a protein of 312 amino acids.